CUUGAACUACAACAACUGUGUACACAUUUAUCUAAAUUUAUGCUAAUUGUGAUUAUAUGGGGAUUUGAUGAUUUUGUUUUUGGGAAAGGAAUGGUUUUGUGAGUUGUUGAAGGUUAAAGAUUCAUUUACUUUUGUGUUUUGUUCUUUUUUAAUUUUCUUUUCAGUGGUUAGGGUUUUGGUAUUUUGUUUUCCGCUUUCUGUAUUUUGGACGUCUGAUUAAAUCAUGUAGAUUUUGAUUCUCUGAUCAACCUGUGUUUAGGUGUUAGGCAUUCGUUCCCUUUUGUUUUGUUUUGUUUUUUUUUUUUUUAUAAUUUGGUUUUAGGGGGGGUUCAUUCUGAUUAGUUUUGGCUUUUUGGGGUCAUUCUGAUUAGUUUGGGUUUUUGAAGAAAUAGUAGAGGAGCUUGUUGAUUGGUCGGUGAAGACAUUCACUUAUGAGUCUCUGCAUAAUAUUGUAAGGCUGAUCAAUGGAGUAUCCGCACUUCUGUUGACUGCUUUGCCAGGGAAGGGUAAUAUUCUUGAAGGCCUUAAUGGCUGGGAGCUUAGGCCAACAUUCCGUGGACCUCGAUUACCCCGCUGGAUGGAGCAAUUCUGAUGGCUCAAAUGCUGAUUAUUCAUCAGCAGAAGAAGAUGGUGAUGCAUUAUGUCCUGGAUCACCAUCAUCUCAAAGUUCACGAGUCUCUCAUACGAGUACUUUCACAAAAAAUGAUGGGCAUCGGACAGGAUGGACUAUAUUUUUCUUGUCAUGGAUUCUGUUUCCUUUGUGGUUUCUCCUGCGGUUACCUUUACGCCUUUGUCUUUUAGUUUGCAAGAGGAGGUCAACUGCCCCAUCUGUGAGGGGAAACCAUAAGCCUUCACGAUUACAUUCUAUUAAAAGAAUUCCUAAUCUGAAGGAUCAUGUCAUUCAUCGCACAACUGACAGGAGACGUGGAGUCAUUGAGGAUCUUCAUCUUGGAAUUGAGAUAGUCAUAGAAGCUGUAUUUGAUUUUUUCCACAAAGCUGCACAUAUUUUUCUAUCUCCAUCAGAAGCUUUGAAAGUUGUAUAUAAAUGGUGUUCAUCUCAAAGCAGUAACAAUGACGAACUUCAAAAUGGCAUUUCAGAUUCUGUCCUUACUGCUACACUUGGAGAGACUGAUCCAACUCUUAGAGAAAGGAAAACUACUUUUAAUCAGUCUUUGAAUACAGAUGCAAGGACAUGUCAGGAUGUCAUAACAGAGCUUGGGUACCCAUAUGAAGCUAUUCGGGUGAUCACUUCUGAUGGAUAUGUUCUUCUUCUGGAAAGAAUUCCAAGAAGGGAUUCACGAAAAGCUGUUUACCUUCAGCAUGGGAUCUUGGAUUCGUCUAUGGGUUGGGUGUCUAAUGGGGUUGUUGGCUCUCCAGCAUUUGCAGCAUAUGAUCAGGGGUUUGAUGUUUUCCUUGGGAAUUUCCGUGGUUUGGUUUCUAGGGAGCAUGUUGACAAGAGCAUUUCCUCACGAAUGUAUUGGCGGUAUUCUAUUAAUGAGCAUGGCACUGAGGAUAUUCCUGCAAUGAUAGAGAAGAUUCACCAAGUUAAAACUGCUGAACUGAAAAUUAGCCAGCCUGAUCUUGAGGAAGAAAUUCCCAAUGAUCAACCUUACAAACUCUGUGCAAUCUCCCAUAGUUUGGGAGGAGCUGCCAUGCUGAUAUAUGUUGUAACACGCCGUAUUGAAGAAAAGCCGCACAGACUUUCCAGAUUGAUCUUAUUGUCACCUGCUGGUUUCCAUGAGGAUUCCUCCCUGGUGUUUACAGUUGCAGAGUAUAUUCUUUGUCCAUUGGCCUCUAUUCUGGCACCUAUUGUGCCUGGCUUGUAUAUACCUACUAGAUUCUGCCGAAUGUUGCUAAAUAAGUUGGCACGGGACUUUCAUAACUAUCCUGCUGUUGGAGGACUGGUUCAAACCUUAAUGGGUAAAAUUUUAGGUGGAGAUAGCUCAAAUUGGGUAGGAGUAUUAGGAUUGCCGCAUUACAAUAUGAAUGACAUGCCGGGAGUCUCAUUAUACGUGGCUCAUCACCUUGCACAAAUGAAACGUGCAAAAAAAUUUAUAAUGUAUGAUUAUGGAAGUGCAUCCGCAAACAUAGAGGUGUAUGGAUCUCCAGAGCCUUUGGACUUGGGUGAGUACUAUGGGUUCAUCGAUAUUCCUGUUGAUGUGGUUGCUGGACGAAGGGACAAUGUUAUUCGGCCUUCAAUGGUAAGACAGCAUUAUAAGGUAAUGAAGGAUGCUGGCGUUGAUGCCUCGUAUAACGAGUUUGAGUAUGCUCACUUGGACUUCACAUUCUCUCACCAUGAAGAACUGCUAGCCUUUGUGAUGUCACGCCUGCUGCUCGUGGAGCCGACACAGAAGCAACCAUCAAAUCAAUCAGCCUUAAGGUUGAAGAGGAAAGCACAAGUAAACUGUUAGAAUACUAAAAUUGGGAAAAUGCUUCCUGGUUCUCAGAUUCAGGAUUGGCAUGCGUGUUGUUGUAUUAUAAUUUUUAGAACCAUGCUGCUGUACAUGAUUUGAGUUAGGUAUAGUAGAACCAUACAUCCGUGACUGCAGUGUAAUUAGUGAUAGAGCAGCAUAAGGGAAGGUAGGUUUAUGUCUCAAAUUGAAGGUUGGCAAUCAAAAGUUGUAUACUUAUCUUGAUCUAGAAGAAUUGCCUUGUUGUGGUUGACAAUACUUAUCUAAUGCAGAGAAUCGACUGUUCAAAGGUCUAUUUUCCC
This is a messenger RNA of Ricinus communis (castor bean), 2713 nucleotides long. RefSeq names its product lipase member N. Gene Ontology annotation, biological process: lipid metabolic process. The record is from RefSeq and is a predicted model, not a curated record. The transcript is spliced from 9 exons. NCBI's taxonomy places the organism in Eukaryota, Viridiplantae, Streptophyta, Magnoliopsida, Malpighiales, Euphorbiaceae. Bases 528 to 2411 code for a protein of 627 amino acids.